CUUUUUUCGCUAAAAAAAACUCGCGUCCUGAGGUUUCUCAGAUUCCAUCAAUGGCUUCCGCCGGAGAUUCAAUCGGCUCCACCGCGGCGGCGGACAAACUCUUCUUCUGCCACCAAUGCAAUCGAACCGUCACAGUUUCCAUAUCCUCCUCCGCCGAUCCUUUGUGCCCUCUCUGCAACGAAGGUUUUCUCGAAGAAUACGAGAACCCUCACCCUGCGCCCAGCCCCAAUCUUAACCCUGGUGGGUUUCCCCCGUUCUCCGAUCCUCUCUCACCUCUCCUCCAGAUCUUAUUCGCACCUUCGGCAUCGCCUUCUUCCAACGCGAUCGACUUCUUUAACCCGAGCUUCUUUGGGCGUCCUAUGCAGGGGCGGUCCUUACAGCCUGAACCAAGCGCGUUUGACCCCGUUACGUUCCUCCAAAACCAUCUUCAGGACCUGCGAUCGAGCGGUACCCACGUCCAGUUCGUGAUCGAGAACCACCCUUCGGAUCCUGGAUUCCGGUUGGGGGGGAAUCUCGGGGACUACUUCUUUGGUCCGGGUCUGGAACAGUUGAUUCAACAGCUUGCGGAGAAUGAUCCUAACCGGUACGGAACUCCUCCAGCCUCGAAAUCCGCAAUUGAUGCGCUCCCGACGGUGAAGGUAACCGAAGAAAUGUUGGAUUCAGAAAUGAACCAGUGCGCUGUCUGUAUGGAUGAGUUUGAGAAGGGUAGUGACGCUAAGCAGAUGCCCUGCAAGCACGUAUAUCAUCAAGACUGCUUGCUUCCAUGGCUGCAGCUGCACAACUCUUGCCCUGUUUGUCGGCAUGAGUUGCCGACAGAUGACCCUGAUUAUGAGAACAGGACUCAUGGAGCUCAGAGAAGUGGUGACGGACAAGGAUCGGGCGAGAACCAGCCGACACCUAGGAGGUUUAGUAUAUCGUUGCCAUGGCCAUUCAGGAGACAAGAUGGAGGCUCGGGCUCUGGUGCUCCUGGCAGUGGCGGUGGAGCUAAUUUGGGGACCAGGCAAGAAGAUUUGGAUUGAGUGUUAUUACAAACUCGGAAGAGGGUUACACAGUUGUUGCUUGCAGGAAGAAGACACGAAGAAGAUAGAUAAUAAAAAAAAAGGCAGUUCCGUCAAUUGAUGCAAGAAAGCUGAACCCCGAGUGCAUUUUUACAUUUGUUUUGUCUCAAGAAAUUCUUACAUUGUAUUAUUAUUGAUGCCUUGCCAUAUCUUUCUACCGAUGCAUUUACCAAGAAUAUUAUUACAUUGUAUUCUCACCUGCGUGUAUACAUAUAUACUGUAACAUCUUGAGAGGAAAAUUGAGAUUUGGUGUUGUCCAGAUUCAA
This is a messenger RNA of Tarenaya hassleriana, 1324 nucleotides long. RefSeq names its product E3 ubiquitin-protein ligase RING1-like. The coding region runs from base 51 to 1019 and encodes 322 amino acids. Lineage: Eukaryota; Viridiplantae; Streptophyta; Magnoliopsida; Brassicales; Cleomaceae. The record is from RefSeq and is a predicted model, not a curated record. Gene Ontology annotation, molecular function: ubiquitin protein ligase activity. Gene Ontology annotation, cellular component: cytoplasm. The transcript has 2 exons. Gene Ontology annotation, biological process: protein ubiquitination.